UACUCGAACUGGGAACUCAAAAGUACAAGAUAGGUAUGCAUCAUGACCAGGAAAACUAAUAUGGAAACAUCGCAGCCGACAGUAGAUGGGGGUCGAAGCCACAAUGAAAGUACCCUCAUGAAUGCCCAUCAUGCAUCCAGACUCAACACGGAUUUGUCCCGAUGAUUUAACCUGCCUUGACGAAAUCAUUGAAUGUCAGGCUUCCGAUCAUCCUGCCAGCCAUGUCGGCGGUAGCUCGCCCUCCUCGUCUCCGAGCGCACAAGGUUCAUCAGGAGGCCGCCAAAAGAAGUGGUACACUUGGAGAGGGGAGGAGAUUGGGAAAGCCUCAAGGCGUUACCCAUUCUGGCUGGAAGGUUUCAGACUCCAAAAAAUACAAAGCCAAAGGAAGGAGAGAAUGUACAGAGUCCUCCGUAGACAAGUCUGUACGGACUACGGAGUGCCGUCACAGUGGCAGGAUUGUGCUUGGAUCCUGGAUUUUUCUUUUUCUUUUUGUUUCUUUGCUUCAAAGAUUUUCCCUCCUUGCAAACUUUUCUUUUUUGAUUGUCCCAAUAAUUUCAAAGGGCGGGGGUUGAACUUGUCGCUAGCCGCUGUUGGAUAGCCAAAGCGAAUGAGAGGUCGUAUCGAGGUGCCGUCUUUGAGUGCAUAGAAUAGGUAUACCUAGAUCGACUCCAUCGGUAUUUAAUUGAACAGUCAGAAAUCAAUAUACCUGGACUAUCAGAUUUGGAUAUCCCCUGAACUUAGUUGGCCGAUUACAGCUGCAGGAUGGUCGUUCCAUGGAGGAGACUAUGAAGGACCACACCAGCGGCCAGAAUGACCAGGACACCUCCGUUCAGCUCUCGGAUUGAUGUCAAGAAAGGGAAAGGUCGCUAGCGGAUAUUGGUACUUGCGGUCG
This is a messenger RNA of Aspergillus ochraceoroseus IBT 24754, 892 nucleotides long. RefSeq lists its product as uncharacterized. NCBI's taxonomy places the organism in Eukaryota, Fungi, Ascomycota, Eurotiomycetes, Eurotiales, Aspergillaceae. The record is from RefSeq and is a predicted model, not a curated record. The coding region runs from base 122 to 598 and encodes 158 amino acids. The transcript has a single exon.